UUCAAUUGUUCCAACUGUAUGGAGUAAAUGAAGUAGAAAAGGACACUGAGAUAUUCAUAUCCCCAACUCCACUCCUCAAGACUGAGCCAAAACUACAAAGCUUUUUAGCUAAGCUCGAUAACCUUACCUUCAAUGGCUUCUCUGCUCAACACUGUGCCCUCCAUAAGAUUAUCAAGUUUUAAAUGUAAUCCCCUUCGAGCUCCGCACCUCUCAUAUCCUAUCUCUCUGACUCCCUCAAGGAGCAGGUUUGUGGUGAGGGCCGCCGAGACUGACAGUGAAGUUAAAGCUACGGUACCGGAUAAGGCGCCGCCGGCUUCUGGUUCCAGCAUUAAUCAAAUUCUUGGUAUCAAAGGAGCCAAGCAAGAAACGGACAAAUGGAAGAUUCGUGUUCAGCUAACAAAGCCUGUUACUUGGCCUCCCCUUGUCUGGGGUGUGGUCUGUGGAGCUGCUGCUUCAGGGAACUUCCACUGGACUCCCGAAGAUGUGGCUAAAUCAAUUGUUUGUAUGCUAAUGUCUGGUCCUUUCCUUACGGGCUACACUCAGACAAUUAAUGACUGGUAUGAUCGAGAAAUUGAUGCUAUUAAUGAACCUUACCGUCCAAUUCCCUCUGGAGCUAUAUCUGAGAAUGAGGUUAUCACACAAAUAUGGGUGCUGCUUUUAGGAGGCCUAGCGUUGGGUGGUUUAUUAGACGUGUGGGCAGGGCAUGAUACUCCUGUUAUAUUUUACCUAGCUCUUGGUGGAUCAUUGCUGUCGUAUAUAUACUCAGCUCCACCAUUGAAGCUCAAACAAAAUGGAUGGAUUGGCAACUUUGCUUUAGGGUCGAGCUACAUCAGUUUGCCUUGGUGGGCUGGUCAAGCUUUGUUUGGGACCCUCACACCCGAUGUUAUUGUUCUAACACUCUUGUAUAGCAUUGCUGGGUUGGGUAUUGCUAUUGUAAAUGACUUCAAGAGCAUUGAAGGAGAUAGGGCCAUGGGACUUCAGUCACUUCCCGUAGCUUUUGGCUCAGAAACUGCCAAAUGGAUUUGUGUUGGUGCUAUCGACUUAACUCAAUUAUCAGUGGCAGGCUAUCUUUUUAGUGUUGGGAAACCAUAUUACGCAUUAGCCCUCCUAGGUCUAACAGCACCACAGAUCUUUUUCCAGUUCAAAUACUUCCUAAAAGACCCCGUCAAAUAUGAUGUGAAGUAUCAGGCUAGUGCACAACCGUUUCUUGUACUUGGUCUUUUAGUUACUGCAUUAGCCACGAGCCAUUGAUCUCCAGAUGCUUUCGUUACAAUAUCGGGAGAGAUAACGCAAUGUCAUCAUCCCGGAGGGAUGAGCACUAUAGUCAAAGAGGAAGCCAUGGGAAUGGAGGAGAUCGAUUCACUAUUUUCGUGAGGUUGGAUGUGGUAAAUUAGGGUAAAUUUAUCUACAUUUUUGUUCAACAGCUUUGGAUCAGAGUAAUUUGGUCAUUUUUACAGUUUCCAUUGUUGCCUAGAAAUGGUAAUUGCAUGUAGGUUGAGGACCAUUAGGAGAAGCUCCAGCAAGGCAAAGAGGCCCUCUAGGUUGAGCUCAACUUUUACAUUUAAUCAAGUAUUAAAUUUU
Ipomoea nil (Japanese morning glory) is the source of this 1581-nucleotide messenger RNA. Its product is annotated as chlorophyll synthase, chloroplastic-like. Bases 133 to 1251 code for a protein of 372 amino acids. The record is from RefSeq and is a predicted model, not a curated record. The transcript is spliced from 15 exons. Gene Ontology annotation, molecular function: chlorophyll synthetase activity. NCBI's taxonomy places the organism in Eukaryota, Viridiplantae, Streptophyta, Magnoliopsida, Solanales, Convolvulaceae. Gene Ontology annotation, biological process: chlorophyll biosynthetic process. Gene Ontology annotation, cellular component: membrane.